GCAGCAGUGGCGCAUAUUUCGAUCGGUCCGAAAUACACGUACAAUCAGUCAACCUUGAAAGGAAUGAACACAUUUGUGUAAACGCGUUGCAUCGCUUUGCAACAGCAGUGUGCGAAAUACACGGUCGCCGAAGAUGAUAGAUAAGAUUUCUUCGUCCGAGAUGUACAGAAUAGUGGCAUGAGUCGAUUAAUCUAUGGCAGAUCAACAAGAUCAGUCAUCAUCAGGGGGGUCUGUAGAGAAGGCCAGUGCUUCAGCAGACACCUCUAAACCUAAGGGGAAAAGCUCUAGUAGUGGCUCGAGUGGCUAUAGAAAACGACAAAGUACUGGUGCAAUCUCAGAUACGGUUGAAGAGAAGAGACGUAGACAGGCCACUGGUGAAUCAGCAUCUCAAGUUGACGGUAACACAGCGCACACACAUUCGAUUGAUUCUUCCAAGGGAGAGGGUAGAAUCAGAGGUGAACGAAGAAAUCAUGGCACUGGCUUAGAAUCUUAUCCAGCAGAUUCCGACUGGAGAUCACAACAUAAGAUUCAUCAAGCCAACUAUAGCGGUAGUGGUAGCGGUACAAGGGUGCGUAGUGCAGCAAGGACGAAUUUGGCGGAGUUAAAUUUAACACCUACCGAUUGUGUGGCAUCACGGACUCGCUCUCGUACACCACAAAAUCCACAAGCAUUGACACAGGGAACUAGCAGUUACGAUCUAUCGUUGUCCAGCGGAUACGGUAGCCGGAAAACAAGUACCUACAACAACUUAGUAACUUCAUCGAGUGUGACAUCGAUCACUAGUCAUCCAUCCACAUCACGAGGAAGAGGAGGCCAGAGGAUGAGCGAAUGUCUGGAAGGAUUUGUGUCUGCUGUCAAAGCACUUUUUCCAAUAUCAACACAAACCUACCAUCAAGAAGAUACAAAAUCUCACGGCGGUGCGACCUGUAGCACAACGAGUAGCAGUACGAGUAGUCAAGUCUUGGGUGUCAAGUCCAGCAUCAGAGUGGGUAACACAGCAAGUAACUCUGUGGAGAGUGGUGGGGGUGCGUUGGCACAUGACGGGGCAGGCACGAGUGGUAUCGCGUCGACGGCCACUAUCAAUCCACCUGUGUCUGCCGCCGCUUCUGCCAACCUUGCACACCCUCAUUCUACACACAAGCACCUGCUACGUUCUCGCGCGAAAGCUUCGGGCGAACAACCCAAGGAACUGCCAUCGAGUAACAAAACUUCGGGAAAGCAUCAUAAGAAAGACUCGACCACGGGUUCCUGCUCGAGUUCCAGACAUCGCUCCUCAUCGCGCGUGAGGAAGCCAGUGGUUGAGAGCAGCUCAGGCGGAUUGAGCAGUGUGAUGUCAGGCAAUGAUUCCAUCAGCGCUACAUCGGUCUCAUCCUCUGCUCCCAGCAGUCAGUUAAUCUCAACCACAGGUGAGGAGGAGUCGGCAUCAACUGCUACAUCCGCCACAGCCGGUGGGGGGCCGUCCGGAAUGUCAGGAACAACUGGUGACAGUGAAAGCGACGAUGGAGAGGUUGGACGACUGCAAGCUCUGCUCGAAGCUAGAGGUUUGCCACCUCAUGUGUUUGGUGCGCUGGGCCCGCGAAUGCAGCACUUGCUUAACAGAGGCAUGGGUACAAGUUCUGCUGCUAAGGCGCAACAAUUGUUAGCUGGCUUACAAGCUGUGGAGGAUGAAGGAGAGCAAUUGCAAGCUGUCAUGAAUAUGGGAGAGAUUCUUGUGAUGGGCAAUGAAGAUACUUUAACAGGUUUCCCUGUUAAACAAGUGGUCGCAGCUUUAAUUAAUCUACUGGGCGUUGACAAUUUUGCGAUAAUGACACACGCAUGUCGUGCUCUUACGUAUAUGAUGGAGGCAUUGCCACGGUCGUCUACCGUUGUCGUGGACGCAGUGCCGGUAUUCUUGCAGAAACUCGAAUCGAUCGAAUGCAUGGAUGUUGCCGAGCAAUGUCUGACAGCGUUAGCCAUGUUGUCGCGCAGGCAUAGCAAAACAAUUUUGCACGCAGGUGGCGUGUCGGCAUGUUUGAAAUUUGUCGACUUUUUCAACAUCACCGCGCAACGUGCGGCGUUAACAAUUACCGCGAAUUGCUGUCAGAAUCUUCAUCCCGAUGAUUUUCAUUUGGUAGCUGAUAGUUUAUCGUUAUUGACGAGCAGAUUGACGAAUCAAGAUAAGAAGAGCGUUGAGUGCGUGUGUCAAGCAUUCAGCCGAUUGGUCGAGAGUUUCCAACACGAUCCUGUGAUGUUGCAUAAAAUUGUCAAUGCCGAACUCUUACAGAACUUGCAACAGCUGCUUAUGAUCACUCCGCCGGUUAACAACACUAACAAUUUCAUAACUGUAUUACGAAUGCUCUCUGUGAUAUCGAAUCGCUGUCCCGAUCUGGCACAGUUAUUGCUGCAACAAAACAUAGCUUUCACAUUAAGUUAUCUCUUAACUGGAUCUCUGGAAGUCAAAACGGAGGAUGUGGAAUUGGUACCACACACACCGCAGGAGUGGUUCGAAAUUACAUGUUUAAUCGAGGAACUUAUGCCCCCAUUGCCGACAGAUGGAAUAUUCAGUGUAAAUAGUUUGCUCGAAAGAACCAGCAACCAACAGGAGACUGUUCAGUGGGAAUGGCGCGACGAGAGACAAUGCUCCCAUCCGUUCAGUACUAUAGAUUCUAGAAUUAUCGAGAUGGCGUUCCAAAACGGCGAAGACGAGAUAUGCCUUUCCUCUUUAGGACGAACUUACACUAUAGAUCUGACUGUGAUGAAACAAAUUAACGAGGAUGGAGGAAUGGCAAGAAGUAUAUUUCGCAGAGUGAACGCCAAUCCCACUGAGGGAAAGAGUCCUACUUGCUCAUCUAGUAUGGAUGUCGUGCCUCCCGUAAUCGAAACAAACGAAUGGCUAGUGUCUUUUAUUCGAACUUUAUUCUCUGUGCUGUAUGAAGUUUACAGCAGCUCGGCUGGACCCGCUGUGAAGUGCAAAUGUCUGCGAGCCCUCCUUCGUAUGGUGUAUUAUGCUUCAACUGAUUUACUUAAGGAUGUUCUAAAGAAUCAAGUGGUUUCGUCGCAUAUAGCUGGUAUGCUAGCGUCGCAAGAUUUACGCAUAGUUAUUGGGGCUCUUCAAAUGGCGAGUAUCUUGAUGAAGAGACUGCCGCAAGUGUUUGGGGUUCAUUUUCAUCGCGAAGGCGUACUGCAUCAAGUUCGUCAAUUAGCAGAUCCCGAAGUACCUCUCGGUGUUUCACCACCCAAGUGCCCUUCUGGUACAUCAUUACCAAGCCCGCAGCCAGGUCCGUCUAAUAUACCACUUUCUUCCACCGCAAUGUUGUCUUCUAGCAGUGCCACGUCUCCGGUUGUCUCUCCAUCCUCGAACGGCAACAUAUUGUUUGGCACUAUCGCGUCAUCAUGCCAGUAUAAACCAAAUAUCGGUGCUUCGCUGGAGCCACAUAGAACUGAAUUGAACAGUAGUAUAGAAGAAUCAAGUACACCACAAAGUGCUCACCUAAGAAUUGGUGACGUGCUGAAGAGGAAACGGCAGAACAAAAAGAGUCGUUUCUCAAGACUGGGAGGCGCCACCACUCCGCAGCAAGCGCAACAGCCGGAAUCUCUGUUCACCGGUUUCACUCCGAAGAAUAAUCGAUUUUUGGGAAAUCUCAACCCGGCCAAGUGGGGACGGAAAUCGUCUUCGUCCAAUACCAACAGCGAUAAGAGGGACUCGAGUUCGUCCACGAACUUGUCGAAGCCGCCGAGCAAUCCAAGCUUAACCGGCGGCAAUCGGGAUAAGGCGAAGGCGUGGGUGCGCGAGCAAGCGGCUCAAUUUCUAGCCAGAUAUCAAGACGACGCUCCUUGUUCACAUCCCGCCCUGACGGUUCUUGCUAGAUUGACUGCUGCAAUACAGCGAUUGCAAUCAAAUGAAUUGGACGAAAUGUUGUCAGCGCUAACGGAAUUACGGGACAUAGUUCUCGAGAGCGAUAUAUCACCCUUCGAGAUGAAUUACAGCGGUCUUAUCAAAGCUCUGUUGAACUACCUCACUACCACGGACGCACCGGGCAAUCGUUACGACCGUCUUCGUAUGUUUUGGAAAUUGUUCGCGGAGUCUACUAUGCAACAGAACAACGAUAUUAUGGAUCUGAAUCCUGGAGCUUUUGGCGCUUUAGUGGCGAAAUUAAACAGCUGCGUUGCACAGUUGGAACAAUUCCCGGUGAAGGUUCACGACUUACCCGCGGGUUCUGGCGCUGGUCGCGGUGGCACCAGCGCCCUCAAGUUCUUCAAUACGCAUCAACUUAAGUGUAAUCUUCAACGGCACCCGGAUUGUAAUAACUUGAAGCAGUGGAAGGGCGGCACCGUGAAAAUAGAUCCACUUGCGUUAGUGCAGGCAAUCGAACGUUAUUUGAUGGUACGUGGAUACGGUAGAAUACGAGACGCAGACUCGAUGGUUAGCGACGACGAUAACAGCGAAGAUGAUAUUGAUGAUACUUUGGCGGCAGUCGUGAUAAGUCAGGGAUCGGCCAAGCAUAAACUUCAAUUCUUAAUUGGCGACAUAGUUUUACCUUUCAAUAUGACGGUUUAUCAGGCUGUUAGGCAGUUCGGGUGUUCCGGAGUGGAUCACUCCGAGGCAGAAGCUGACAGUGAACCGCCGUUAGGACACGACGCAGUAUGGGUGCAAACUCACACAAUAUACUACAGACCUGUGCCAGAAGAGGACGCUGUAACUUGUCCAAAAUCGGGGUCGAGCUCGCAGGGUAAUAGCAGGAAGGGCAAGGGAAAAAGUACAAAGAUUAGUUCGAAGAGGAAAGAGGACAGUCUCUGGCUGGAAGGCACGGUUCCAUCUCAGCAAUGUCCCCUCGCGCCGUAUCUAUCUCCCACGUUACCGCCGUCAGUGACCAUCACGGACGCAUCUCUCGACGGAUUGUGUCUACUUCGACUUUUGCACGCUCUCAAUCGUCACUGGGGCAUACUGUUUCCUCACCUGAAGAGCAUGAACUUACUCUCAUCUCAAGACUUCAUCAACAACAAGAUCGCCGCGAAGGCCAGUAGGCAGUUGCAGGAUCCAUUGGUGAUCAUGACUGGAAAUUUGCCCUCCUGGUUACAGCAGAUCGCGACCGUCUGUCCUUUCCUCUUUCCGUUCGAGACGAGGCAGCUCUUGUUGUACGCAACAUCAUUCGACCGAGAUAGAGCUUUGCAACGCCUCUUGGAUUCCGCGCCGGAACUCUCGGGCUCGGAUAGCCAGGAGCGCGUUACGCCUCGUUUGGAACGAAGAAAGAGAACCAUCUCGCGAACGGAUAUUCUUAAGCAAGCCGAGCAAGUGAUUCAAGACUUGGCCUCCAGUAAGGCUUUACUUGAAGUGCAAUAUGUCAACGAGGUCGGUACCGGUCUCGGUCCAACAUUAGAAUUUUACGCUCUAGUCUCAAAGGAACUGCAACGAGCUGAUCUAGAUCUGUGGCACGGCAGUUCCAAUCCUGCGGAAAACGGAUACAUCAAUCCCGCGCACGGACUCUUCCCAUCGCCGAUUCCGUGGAACACUAAAGUAUCCCAUCUAGCCAAAUUGAAAACUAAAUUCAAAUUUCUGGGGAAAUUUAUGGCAAAGGCGAUAUACGAUUCCAGAAUGUUGGACUUGCCGUUUAGUUUAACUUUCUACCGCUGGUUGCUGGGAGAGGAGCACACGCUCACGCUGGCGGACUUGGCACACGUGUGUCCCGACGUGCAUCGCACUCUCGGCAAGCUUCAGGAGGUCGUGAGGAGGAAGGAAGUCAUGGAGAAGGAUCAGACUUUACGACCGCUUGAAAAAGCGCAGUUAAUCGAAGUACUUGACUUGGACACGUGCCCGAUCUCCGAUUUGGGUCUCGUGUUCGAGUUGCCGGGUUACGAGAACAUCGAGUUGAGAAAAGGUGGCAGUGAGAUACCCGUCACUAUUCACAAUCUAGAUCAAUACAUAAAGUUGGUGGUGCACUGGUUCUUGUACGAAGGAGUAUUCAGACAAAUGGAGGCUUUUCGAGAAGGAUUCGAAUCUGUAUUCCCUCCGUCGCAGCUGAGACUGUUUUUCCCGGAGGAGCUCGAGGCGGUGUUCUGCGGACACGCGCAAACCGGCGGACAAUGGGACGUGAAAACUCUCGCCGAGUGCUGCAGGACCGACCACGGCUACACGCCCGACUCCCGCGCCAUUCGUUUCCUCUUCGAAGUCAUGUCCAAGUACAACAGCGAGGAGCAGCGACAAUUCAUUCAGUUCGUCACCGGUUCACCGCGCUUACCCGUUGGAGGUUUCAAAAGCUUAACACCCCCGUUAACGAUAGUACGCAAAACCUUUGAUCCGUCUAUGAAGACAGACGAUUUUUUACCAUCCGUAAUGACUUGCGUUAACUAUCUAAAACUGCCUGAUUAUACCACUUUGGAAAUAAUGCGGGAAAAGUUACGGAUAGCUGCGCAAGAAGGUCAACACUCGUUCCACCUCUCCUAGAAACGAAUGGAAAAUCGACGCGUCAUUUUCUCCUUCACUCUUCUUCACAUUAUCUGAAUCGAGAAUUAUUCGAAUUAUAAUUUUAUUUAAAGUUUAUAUACGUGAAAGUCUUACAUGCGUUUCUCGGCAAUCAAAUCCCAGCGAUAACAGUUACUUUUUAUAUAAAUCUUUUAGAGAUGCUCUUUUUUUUUCUUUUUUUCAUCACAUCAGAAGUAUUUUCAAAAUUCACGAAAAUAAUUUUCUUUUCCGUUUCUAUCUUAUAUCGGUUGAAUUGUGAUAUAUAUAUACUUUGACCAGGAAGAAAAGUGCAAAGCUGCAUAAUUAACCGAACCGCGUGAAUUUACUUAUUUGCGAUACUGCGAAUCGAGUGGCUUGCGAGCGCAACCUCGUUCUAAGGAAAAAAAAAAAAAAAGGAAAAACUUAUCUUCAGUGUGUUACAAUAAAAAAAAAGAGAAAAAAACUGUACAUAUAGUUUAAUAUACGCAAGUCGAUAUAAAUACUUUAUAUGAUAGUAACGAGAAAUGAUAUUGCUAUGAAACACUAUACUAACUAAAUAUAACCUCAGAGAAAGGAGAAACGUUUACUAUAGACUAAGUAAAUUUUAUAUCAGUGAUGCAUUUAAAAAGCAUCGCCAUAUGUCGCCAAUCCGCUGCGUUACAUAAUCGCGGAAGAAUAAAAAAAAACCCAAGAGCUAAAAUCAGCAAACAAACUCGCGUGCUCACGACGAAAAGCGCGCGGGUGCGUGUCUUACUACCGGAAACGAUUUUAAUUCCAGAAAGAAGAAAAAAAACAAUGCUGUCUCUCGCUGCUAUCCUCUAUUUUGUAAUCGAUCUCUACGUGUACGCCGCUUAAGUUCCAACGACCGUGAAUACAACGCGCGAAAUGUUUUUGCGCAACACUCCUACGUUUAAGUUUAACCGAUGUGUAGCAUUCAUUAAUAUUAUUUGAUAUUGUUAUUCUAGAUAAAAUUAGUUCAAUUAUUAGUUUGUUUAGCUGUGUAAGAGCGCAACCAGAAUCGCCAGAGUUUCGUCGUCAUGACGUGUGAAUUGAAGGGAAAUUCCGAUAUCCAUUUACAGGCAAAUCCAUCGUAUUUACGGGAAAAAAAAAGAAAAAAAAAGAAAUGUAAGACAAUUGUAUGAUACGAAAUAGAAUGGAUAUAAAGUAAGUGAAGCUGGUGUAUCAAAUGGUUCAUACAAGGUACAUUACUUUCUUAUGUCAUUAUAGAAACGCGGAGUCUAUAUAAAAAUGUGUGUGUGUAAGAGAGAGAGAGAGAGAGAAGGAGAGAAAGAAAGAAUGUACGUAUAUGUGUAUGUGUCGUGUGUCAGGCAGUCUAUAAUGUCGAAACCAUUUGUUUCAAAUUUAUAUUGUCAAAUUUCGUGUAUAAUAUAUGACUCCGUGCACAUGAA
Linepithema humile (Argentine ant) is the source of this 7827-nucleotide messenger RNA. RefSeq names its product E3 ubiquitin-protein ligase ctrip (gene ctrip). Gene Ontology annotation, biological process: proteasome-mediated ubiquitin-dependent protein catabolic process; protein polyubiquitination; DNA damage response. Gene Ontology annotation, molecular function: ubiquitin protein ligase activity; zinc ion binding. The record is from RefSeq and is a predicted model, not a curated record. Gene Ontology annotation, cellular component: nuclear speck. Lineage: Eukaryota; Metazoa; Arthropoda; Insecta; Hymenoptera; Formicidae.